This is a messenger RNA of Wasmannia auropunctata (little fire ant), 437 nucleotides long. Its product is annotated as probable multidrug resistance-associated protein lethal(2)03659. NCBI's taxonomy places the organism in Eukaryota, Metazoa, Arthropoda, Insecta, Hymenoptera, Formicidae. Gene Ontology annotation, molecular function: ATP hydrolysis activity; ATP binding; ATPase-coupled transmembrane transporter activity. The annotation marks the transcript as partial. Gene Ontology annotation, cellular component: membrane. Gene Ontology annotation, biological process: transmembrane transport. The transcript has 2 exons. The record is from RefSeq and is a predicted model, not a curated record.
AUGACCUCUGUAGAAAGGAUUCUUGAAUAUUCAAGUCUUCCUCAAGAGGAAUCCAUCAUCUCGGAGAAUCAGCCACCGUCGACAUGGCCGUCCCAAGGACAAUUAAUCCUGAAGAAUGUUAAUAUGAAAUAUUACAGAGAAGGUCCAUUAGUUUUGAAGAAUCUGAACAUAUCCCUCGAGCCUGGUUGGAAAGUUGGGGUGGUAGGACGAACUGGCGCCGGUAAAUCCUCCUUGAUCUCGGCACUCUUCCGUCUGUUCGACGAAGGUCUGGAGGGCGAGAUCAUGCUCGAUGAUCGGGACACAAGCACUGUAGGCUUUAGCGAGCUGCGCUCCAAGAUCUCCAUUAUACCGCAAGAACCGGUGCUCUUCUCCGAGAGUCUGCGUUAUAAUCUGGAUCCGUCCAAUCAGUACGACGACAUGAAAUUGUGGGAGGUGCU